UGGAUUUGUUUUAUGUGAAAGAUUGAUCAUUUAACCAUCGCAUAAAUUAUACAACGGGCAUAGAAAAUGUUUUUUCAUUCAAUUAUUUUUUUAAGUUGAAAUCAAAUGGCGUAGCUUGUGCUGCGUGCUGCCCUGUGUCCUCCAUCGUGGUGCAACGGUUGUCGUAAUUUUAUAACGUUUUCUAUUUAUCGCAAUCAUUGAUGCUAAAGAGUUCACACCCGAGUAUUUUAGAGAUAUAACGCAGUUAUGACGUGUUUAGUUGUCCUUUUAAUAAUGUAUUUAAGUUGUUUUUAAUGACAAUUUUGUGGUUAUCUUACAGUUUGAUGUGGAUCUGAGCUCGGUGAAAGCCUCAAGAUGGAAAUGAAAAUAGAGCAAGUGGUUGUUGGAAAUGAAAUGAAGUCCUCUUCUGCAGAGACAAAAUCUGACCCUGUGGGCGGCCCGGAGUACUAUCACCAUGAGAGUCUGCAGUGUUUCCAUUGCCUGAUCAUUUUCAAAGAUCUCAAAUCCAAGGAGAGACACAUUAAGAGGAACCAUCGGGACGAGUACAAGCGUCAUCUGCAGCAGAAUAAUACACUCUUCAUGUGCUACAAGUGCAACAGCUCUUUCUCCACAACGGCAGAGCUCAGCCAGCACCAACCAACACAUUUUACCGAAGAAAAGCCAUUUUCCUGCUCCCUCUGUCAGGAAAGAUUCAGCACGUUUACCGAGCUGAACCAACACAGACGGAAGGAUUGCGGGGAGCGGCGUUUUCUUUGCGUUGACUGUGGCGCCAGGUUCCCCGUUCCCUUUCGACUCCGCAAACAUCGCAUCGCAAUGCAUCCCGAGAAAGAGGCGGCAGCCGAAGAUAUCGACAUGUUUCAGUGUUGUAAAUGUGGCGUUGUUUUCCAGACAGAAGACGAGCUCCUGCAGCAUCAGGAGGAAACCUCUGACUGCGAUCUUGAGGAGUCACGAGGCAAAAAGCGGCCCUGUGAACAUACGCCCGCUUCCCAAGAGGUGGAAGUUGAUAAGAAAAUCAAGCAAGAAGAUAGUGCAAAAAAAUACCGUGACUCGACUUCGUCUGUGGAGUGUAAAAUUCCCUGUCCUGAAGAUGACUGUAAUUGGAUGUUUGCCACAAUUGAAGCCUUGCGAGCUCACAAAAAAGACCUCCAUCGCCCUCGUCCUCUGAAAGCUCUCAGCUCUGAAUACUCCUGCCUUACCUGUGGGAAGAGCUUUGCAAGAGAAAGUACUCUAAAGGCUCAUCAAACCUCCCAUAUUAAGACAGAGAAGGCUGUUGAAAAGAGAUGAUACAGAAGGAGAAAACUUCCUCCUUUGGUGUCGCAUCAUCAUGUCAUUCACGUUGCUUAGUGAAGGAUUUCAGCAUGAUAUUUCAGAAUAAGUUUGUGAAGCAGUAUUAUGCACCACAUUGCCGAUUGUUUCAGGAAUGUUAUUUAUUUUUUCCUUUUUAACAUGGGUGUGUACGGGAACUUGAAAUCCUUGAAAAUGCUUGAAUUUCAAUCGGGUGCAAGGUUUCCCCCUGAAAACUUGCGAAGCCCGGUGGUUGGGGGCGAGGGCAGUCAUUCAUCCAGCAGCCUGUCGUGUUUUUGAGUUAAGAAAUGUUUAAACUUGACAGGAAAUUUGAAAAAAUGUCACUUGAUAAUUUUGUUUUAUUAAAAGAUUGGAAGAUUAAUACCUGAACACCAACUAUAAAGUCUUAAAAAAUGCAAACAUUUUUAAAAGACUUAAAAAAAAUAAGCAAUGCUUAGAUUGGUGGGGGCACAAAUAAAGCAUGGUGGCCCGCCAGGCUUGUAAUACACUGGGGGAAACCCUGAAGUGUUUUCAAGGUUUGUAAAGUGCUUCAUUGAUGUAAAAAAAAAAAAAUCCUUAAAAGUGCUUAAUAUUCUAUUCGGAAAGUUUUGUAAUAAACAUUUAGGAGAAAAGACUCCUUAACUGAAAGUCAAGUAAUUAUUUAUGUCGUGUCUGAGCAUUUAAUUUGAGAAACCAAUGUGUUCAAUGUAAUGAAUAUUUAUUACUCAUAAUGGCUCAAUAAUUGAAAUAAAUUUGGCAUUUUAUUUGUGUUAAAGUUCUUGAAAUUGGGGGAUUUAUUUUCUUAAAUUUGUGUUUUGUUCUCAGACCAAUCAGGUGUCUGAGAAAUAAUUUUCAAAACAUAAAAUUUUGUUAGUUUAGUUUAGUUUGUCCCUUACAUAUAGGAUACUGUCACAGAACAUUACUCAUAACGGUAAUAAAUUAUGCCAUAUAAUAGUGAACUAUUUGGCAUAAUUGGCAUAAUAUUGAAUAGUUGGACAAAACAAUACAAUAUUCAUUUGUAUUGUUUUGUUGGAAAAGUUUGAAAGCUUAUCUUGAAAAUGCCUGAAAAGUGCUUGAAUUUUAUUGUUGGAAAAGUGUACGAACCCUGUUUAACAAAAUACCGUACACUGAAAACCUACCUUUCUGUGUAAAUAAUCAGGAUUUAUUUUUACAAAGCAACAAUCUCACAUGUCAUUGUUCGUGUUGCCUUUUUUUUAUCCUAAAAGUUUUAUGUUGAUGGUGAAAUAGCCAAGUGAUUCUUCUUUGGGUUGUGGGAAAUACUUUGUAGUUAAGUAUUUGAUUUCAGCUAAAUGUGUAAACGUGGCAUUGGAACUGUAUCUCAUAACAUAACCAUAAUAAAAUAUGUUUAAAAAAAAACAGCUCUGAAUACUCCUGCCUUACCUGUGGGAAGAGCUUUGCAAGAGAAAGUACUCUAAAGGCUCAUUUAGAGUACUUUCUAAGUGAAAGUACUCUAAAUGAGUACUUUCAUUUAUAGAACUCUGCACCGACAAGUGUUUUUUUUGUCUUUAUGUUUCUGCAGCAAAGUAGUUGGUGUCACUUCAGAGUUUGCCUUAAUAUCAGUCAAUUUCUUAUGAUGCAAACUAUUUUGUGGAGUACACCACUCUUUUUUGAAACUAACAGCAUGAUGCCAUGGGCAUGGUGCUCUUUGGCUUGUGGGCUUAUUUUCUAUAAAUAUGACAUAAGACAUCAAUUUUAGUUUUAUCAGAUCGCCAUGUCACCACUCCAAAAAUUAAGGGCCCUGUCUUCUGAGUGCGUUUUCAACCUAAUUUGGCUUUUGUUUAUUAUGUAAUGGCUUCUUUCUCGAUGAAGGUCCUU
Messenger RNA from Gambusia affinis (western mosquitofish), 3120 nucleotides. RefSeq names its product zinc finger protein 583-like. NCBI's taxonomy places the organism in Eukaryota, Metazoa, Chordata, Actinopteri, Cyprinodontiformes, Poeciliidae. The record is from RefSeq and is a predicted model, not a curated record. The transcript has 4 exons. The coding region runs from base 355 to 1284 and encodes 309 amino acids. Gene Ontology annotation, biological process: regulation of DNA-templated transcription. Gene Ontology annotation, molecular function: DNA-binding transcription factor activity, RNA polymerase II-specific; RNA polymerase II cis-regulatory region sequence-specific DNA binding.